Molecule: messenger RNA, 1934 nt
Organism: Macadamia integrifolia
Lineage: Eukaryota; Viridiplantae; Streptophyta; Magnoliopsida; Proteales; Proteaceae
Product: seven transmembrane protein 1-like
Exons: 14
Coding region: 141-1550 (469 amino acids)
Source: RefSeq, a predicted model, not a curated record
GGGUUUUCAUACCAAUUUUAGGGUUUUGAGACCGGUUCCGAUUCUUAUUAAGUUUAAGGAGAUUCCAACUAGGGUUGAACCUAAUUCGAUUCAGUUAAAAAAGAGUUGAAUCGACAGCUAAAAAGGCACUGAUUAAGUCCAUGAAAAGUCAUCCACGUGUCAAAGUUUUAAACUGUUAUAGGUUUAUAGCACCUCUCGCGGCACGUUGGUUGGGAUUCUCCCUAUUUUCUGCCACGUCGACACAAAUCCCUGCCAGCUAUAGUUCCAGUCCAAGAAAGGAAACUUCCUUUCUGGUUUUUUUUUUAUGCAUAAGAAUUGAGGUUGGAGAAUCAUCAGAUGUGAUGGGUCUACGUAAAGGCUCUAUGCCUGUUUGCCCCAGAAAUCAGCAUUGCUCACAAUGGGCUAGAAUCUAUAUGAAGUUUUGUCUUUGCGGUGUAAAAGAUGGAAUUUCAUUAGGUCUGGGUUUGGUUAGUGUGAUCAGCUGGGGUGUUGCUGAGGUGCCUCAAAUCAUCACAAAUUACAAGGAAAAGUCAACAGAGGGACUUUCCAUCGCUUUCUUACUGACAUGGAUAAUUGGAGAUCUUUUCAACCUUUUUGGCUGUUUGCUGGAGCCAGCCACUCUUCCGACACAAUACUAUAUGGCAGUGUUGUACACAAUUACUACUGUGAUACUGACAUCACAAACUAUAUACUAUCGUCACAUCUAUCACCGCCUGAAAUCCCGUAGACGAGACCAGAAGAGUAGCAUGCUUUUGCAAAAAGAGACGGUUGAUAAAGAAAGUAUCGUUGAUGAGAAUCAAACCAAGAUUAGUGAUGGAGUACUAAGAGUGAGCUCACCAAUUGCAGUCAUUUCUCCUGAUGGCUCCCAUGGAAGAACAUUUUAUUAUAUGUCAGCAAGGUCUUUGUCAAAGAGUCCUACACCUAUGCCAGGAGCAUAUAUAGCAAGAUCUCCAAAUACUAUUCUUGGUCGACAUUCUCUUCAAGAGCCCUUGCUUAAUGAAAUUGUUUCUACAAGAUCUGCAUCAGCUGUGAAAAAUAAAAGUAUUCUUUGUGUGGUAUCUGCAAUGACAUUAUUCAUCAAAAUGUUUGGUCUACACUCUUCUGACCAUAAUAGAUCUGACAUCUCUACAAACAAACCAGCUGGAGUCGUAAUUCAUGUAGGAAGAAAGCUUUUGCAGACUGGUGGAGGAUUAUUAUUGCUAAAUGAAGUUGAAGAAAACAGUGGUAUCGGAACCUUUCUUGGUUGGGCCAUGGCAGCUAUAUACAUGGGUGGACGGCUUCCUCAGAUUUUCUUAAAUAUUAGGAGAGGCAAUGUUGAGGGGCUGAAUCCAUUAAUGUUCGUCUUUGCUUUAGUUGGAAAUGUAACAUAUGUGGCAAGCAUACUUGUGAGCAGCAUGAGAUGGUCGAAAAUCAGACCAAAUAUGCCGUGGCUGGUGGAUGCAGGAGGAUGUGUGCUUCUGGACUUUUUUAUACUUCUUCAGUUCAUCUAUUACCAUUACCGGAAACCCAGCACCCCGAAGAGUAAGCAUGGUGAACUCAGUACAGCUUAGCUGAUUUCCAAGUAUUACAGACACUCGUCAUUGCCUCGAUGAUCAGCUUAGGUUCAUUCAUGAAGUUGGUAUGGACUCGUGAUGUUGAUGGAGCCAAAUGAUCAAUCGCCAAACUGAACGAGUUUUUCUGCUACAUUCACAUGCUAACACAUCAACGUAGUGUUAAGCUCUCUUUUUCUCCUUUUUGUUUCCCAGUUUUAACAAUAGGACCUACUCUAGCUUCUUACCACAUUAGAAAUAACUAUGAAAAAUUAUUGGUUACUAAAUUCUAACAUGUAAGAAAUUCCUAUAUUCUCUGAUUAUUUUCCAUUUUGUGCAACUGAUCCUACUUUGAUGCACUUAUUGAGUUGAGAUGUCAAGGCAAGAGAAGACUGUUAUCUUCAA